UGUUAUCUUUCAUUAGGCUGGAAAGGCGCACUUUUAUCCACUCUCACUCUCACACUCACUCUUUAGUAAGUCUUUAAUUCCCAAUCGCUUUCAGCAUAUUCGUCUCACUGUUUCUUCCUCUCCCCCUGAAUUAUUACGGGCUUGAUCUCUUCUCCAAUCAUAGAUUCAUAAUGGAGAGUAUACGGAAGCAAGCGAGCAAGCUCAGGGAGCAGGUUGCCAAACAACAGCAGGCAGUGUUGAGACAAUUGGGACAUUUAGGUCAUGAGGCUUUCAUGGAUGAUGAAGCUGAACUUCAGUGUCACCAACAACUUCAAAAUCUAUACAAUUCUACGAGAGAUGCUAAGCAUUUUCAGCGGAAUAUUCUUCGUGGAAUUGAAGCUUUUGUUUCUAUAAGCUCAAAGCAAAUGGAGAUGGGUGAGUAUAGUUGUUCUCUUUUCUUAUGUUUAUUCCUUCACAAGGUGGAUACAUCAAAAUUUAAACCAAAUAUUCUAGUAAGGAAGUUGGCUCAAGAUUGUUGUAAAUAUGGAGAUGAAAAUCAAAGCAGUGAAAGCACUUGUUCUCCUCUUGUGAGAGCUUCUCUUCUCUUUGGUACAUCACAUUAUUUAAUGGAGGAGGAAAAGGAGACUUUGCUUGGGAUCUUUGUUAAUCAGGUAUGUGAGCCACUCCGGGCACAAAUAAGAGGAGCUCCUCUGGAAGAUGCUCGCCACUUGGCACAUCGUUAUGAAAAAUUACGGCAAGAGGUUGAAUCCCAGGAAGCUGAAGUAUUGAGGCGUCGAUUGAAGUCUAGGGAUUCCUCUAUUUCUGUAGAGAGUUCUACGAGGCUUCAACUUGCAGAAGCAAGACUGACUGAACUAAAAUCUAUAACUAUGGCACUGGGGAAAGAAGCAACUGCUGCCUUGUCGUCGGUUGAGGUUCAGCAGCAACAACUAACUUUCCAGAAGCUUCUUACCAUGAUGGAAGCUGAGAGAACCUAUCAUCAAAAGGCUCUUGAAAUUUUAGAGAAGCUACAUGCCGAGAUAACACUAGAGAAGCAGCCAAAAGAGUUUUCAUUGCCAUCAGAGAUAAUGCAGAGAGAGGUUUAUCAUCAGUAUGUGCGUGAAAAUAUCGAUUCAAAUGGAUCAGGUGGUCAUGGACCUAUUAUUCAAAAUAAAAAGUUCUUUAUUGCAAAGGCUGUACAUUCCUUUGAUGCUCAAGCAGAUGGAGAGUUAAGCCUCUCAGUGGAUGAUUAUGUUGUGGUUCGCCAGGUAGCCCCUACUGGAUGGUCUGAAGGAGAAUGCAACGGCAUAUCUGGAUGGUUUCCCUCUGCCUACGUGCAAAGGCAGGAGAAAGCACCGGCAAGCAAGGUAAUGGAAGCAACUUCAGAACCCUGUUCACAAGGUUAACAUUGUCAUAGAUAUCGUGCAUUCCUUUCCCUUGUAUUGUAAUCCCCCAUCUUGAUGCCAAACUUAGUCACAAAUAAAAAUAAAAUAAAUUUCAAAUUUCACAUAAUCUCUCUAUUAAAAUAGAGUCAUAAACGUAGUUGUAAAAAAUGAUGUAUAUGUAUGUAUUAUUACUCGACUUUCGAGUAUCCAAGAUUGAGUUAUUCUAUUC
This is a messenger RNA of Juglans microcarpa x Juglans regia, 1590 nucleotides long. RefSeq names its product SH3 domain-containing protein 1-like. The record is from RefSeq and is a predicted model, not a curated record. The transcript has 9 exons. Bases 171 to 1382 code for a protein of 403 amino acids. Gene Ontology annotation, molecular function: protein binding. NCBI's taxonomy places the organism in Eukaryota, Viridiplantae, Streptophyta, Magnoliopsida, Fagales, Juglandaceae.